AUUCUAUGGGCUCUGAGACGAUUGUUCGAUAAGCAGACGACGCUAAUAUUUAUUUAUUUUUCAUUAUGUUAAUUUAUUGGACUGCGUUUCAAAAUAAUUAAUUCAUUUUGUUGUUGAUGCAUUACUCGGUAAAUUAUUUAGGUCAAACUUUGUAGUUUUUGAAUGCUACGGUUAUUACUGGAAUGAGUAAGUCUGCUAAAUGUCUGGAGGAAGCACCACGCAGAAAGCUGUUUACUCACCACUCCCUCAAACAAUUAGUGACACAGACUCGUCGGAAGAAGAACUGAACAGUGUGCUGCAUUCUAAUAAUUCCUUUCCUGUAAACAGGAAGCUUGCAGUGCCUGGAAAAGACUCUGCAAAAAACGGUCAGAAAAUGGGCGAGUACCGCCAGCUGGGCCACGACGGCGAGACGGACGUGUCUCUGAACGGUCUGUCGAACCAGGAAAGCACGAUGGCCGAUGACAUACUCAUCGUGAAGCCGGAAGAGCCGACUCUGCGAGGCUUCCAACACAUGUCCCCGCUGCGCAAGUUGUUCUUCUUCGGGUCCGUCGCCCUGUGCGGCGUCACGGUGAUGGUGUUCCUGUGGGUGCUGCCGUGCGACUGGGCCACUUGCCCGUCCGCGCAGGGCCUCAGGGCGAGGUCGCGAUCCUGGGAGAGGACGCUGGUUGGGCUGGAAUUGAAGGGGGCCAUCAGCAUUGUACCGGGAGUUCUCGGGAGGAGCCGCAACCUGAUAUUCAUGCUUCGUGGUGACGUGGGGAACCCGAGUGGUUCCAACACCUCACGUGCUGGCGUGGAGAGCUUUCCCGUCGAUGGAGGGGGCAUAAUCUCUCUGAUUGGCUCUACCGGGGUGAUUGCGUGGUGGAAGAGGUUGUCUGCUCUGCCCAGGGACAUAGACUGCUCUCUGCUGGAUGUGGACAACAACGGGGUGGAUGACUGCCUUGUACUGGGUGACAAAGGACUGCUGCUCGCCAUUGACCCUGUGUCUGGGGCCCAGCGGUGGCAGCUGCGGGCCGCGAGCGGCAAGGAGGCGGACGCGCCGACAGACCUGGACUUCCCGCUGGUGCUGCCGGACCUGGACGACGACGGCGUGAGCGACCUGCUGACGGCCUGCAGCCUGCCGCGGCAGCAGCGCAACUCGCUGGUGCUCGUCUCGGGCGGCUCCGGCGUCUCGCUGGGCCGCAACGUGCAGGUCCAGGCCUGCUUCAGGGUGCACGUGCUCUCGAUCGAGAACCUCACCGUGUCCUACAUCUGCCAGCAGGGCGAGAAAGAGGCAGUAAGGGAGAUGGAGCUGUUGGACUUGUACAAGCAAGCCACCAACAGGAUGUUCCCGAAGGCCGGGACGCUGGCGGGAGCCCCCUCGCACCAGCACAAGGGCUACGAUGGCAGGCCCUCGGUCGCCAGGAGCCUGACGCUCAGCGUGGGCGGACGCUCCCUCACGCUGGAGAACAGCGGGCGGUGCCCACUCCACUGCCGCGUGGCGGUGAACGUUACGGGCCAGGGCGGCCAGCUGGUGUGGAACCACACCGCGGAGAACGCUCACGGCACGGUGCCCGUCGCGAUGGUGUUUGCCGACCGGUCGGGGCCCGUGAGUGGCUUCGUGCUCAAGUUCUGGCAGUGGGGUGCACGUGACGACCUUGGCGCGCACCUCGUCGCACACCGGCUGAGCGAGCGUGUCGUCCUGAUCGUGUUCAACUCCUCCGACAUGCGUGUUGUGAACACCAACCAGAGUGACAUUACGCAGCUGUGCUCCUGCCUGGACGGGCGGGAGGAGGACAUUGAUUGCCAACCGAACCUGUCGUUCCAGGAACAGUCACUGCUGUUUGGAGACUUGGACCAAGAUGGCUCACAAAAACUAAUAUCAUAUUUAUCCACUUACGUGUCACGCACGCAGAAUAAUUCUGUUGUGUGGCAUUUGGAGUCAAAGGUGCGUGCCAUCCGGCUAGAAGCAGAGCUGCCGAAGCUCUACGAAGCAUUUACCAAGGUUGUUUGAUGAUGGUAACAGUUUCUUUCAUUUUGUAGUUUUUUUCAAGUGAGUUUAGUCUUUGUGAUUAUAUCUUGCUUUUACAACUUAAAUUCAGAUUGUAUUUAGUUUAGCUGAGAGAUUCAGCUAUUCAGGAUAUCAUGUAAACAAUAUGUUGUACUGACAGUUACGUAUACAUUAUCUGUUAUACUAUUCAUUUUUUACAAUUUUUUCUGUUGAUAACAUGUAUUCAAAAUAUAAUUCUUACAUUAUAGCAUGGGUGAAAAUCUGUUGGAUUCCCAGGGGGAGCCAGUGGUUCGUAUAACGUUUUAUCAUUCCCAUUGCUAGCACAGUCGGACCCUCCCAGAGAUGGACUUUUUGAUUCAGGGGGGAGGGGGCUCUGAUCCCCCGGGGAUAUGCACCCAUGCAUCAUAGCGAUACUUUAUUAUGGAUACUAUUGUACGGAAUGGUAAGUUAUCAACAUUUGACUCUCAAGAGGAAUCCCUGCUGAUUCAGAUUUUUUUCUUUUUCUUUUUUUUUAAAUUUUCUUUUCAUUAAUGGGUUUGCAGGCUUGCUCCAAGCAUCUGCGGUUAAAUAUUUGAAACUGGCUCAAGUUCAACAAUGUUGUAACAGCUUGUUCGAAACUAAGAGUUUUCAAUAUAUGUCACUUCUUGAGAACAUUCUUGAAACAAAGCUCUCUCUAACGGUCUGAUUUGUGCCCGGGGGGGGGGGGGGGGGGGAGGGGAGGUUCUGGUCAGUGGGAGAGAUGUGAAUGGAACCAAACAACCUGUUGUUGAUGAGAGGUGUGAAUGUGGACAUAAAGCCAGUGUGCUGAUGCGUUUUGAUUGAGAUGUCUAUGGACCUUGAGCAGAAAACAAAAAAAUAGGGAAGUAUGUACUCUUUAGGCUCACGCCCACAUUCUUAGUUAAAUCUGUGUAUGAGAUGUUUUCGAAUGUUGAAUUACUUUUGCUUGUCUAUGUUAAUUUUUCAAGCAUCACUCUCUCGUAGAAUAUAAGACUGUUGCAUGCACAAAUUAAGCACAGGUUUUAUUUUGCCUCACUUUUCAUUGUUUCUGACAUUUUUACAUUAUUGAAAGCAAAAGCAACCAUGUAUAGUUAGACACCGCCCAAAGCUUCAAGUCUACAGGCUCACGAAGGCGCCUCACUCGUUCUGUUGAUAAGUUCUGGCACUCGUUUGAUUCUGUAUGAACCGGCCUAGCGCCCAAGCCCUUUCCCACUGGCUCGGGCAUUGAAUACUUAUGUAAUUGCGUGGCAUUACCUAAAACAAGCAAUAUUAGAACGUUUUGUAAACUGUCACUUGGCCCUACUUUACACUCAACAAAUUUUUUCUGGUUAACUAACCUUAAAGACCUCAAUUUCCACAUAACGUACAAAUAACUCGUGUAACUCUUUCCGUUGCUGAGUUAUAACUAAAUUCUGUGGUCGCGCAGAGUGAAUUUCGAGGCUCUUUUUCAACCGCACAAUGACGUAGGUGCACAAUGGUGUAAGUGCACUAACAAGCAAUGUACAGUGGUCUAUUUUCAGAAUAUAAAACACUUGGCAAUACAACCAGUGAGUCAAGAGAUAUAUUAAAAAGUUUUGGCAGCAACAAAAGCGUUUCAUCCCUAACUCUGGCGGGACCUUAGUAUGGAAGACUUUUUAAAAA
Molecule: messenger RNA, 3625 nt
Organism: Bacillus rossius redtenbacheri
Lineage: Eukaryota; Metazoa; Arthropoda; Insecta; Phasmatodea; Bacillidae
Product: protein FAM234B
Exons: 7
Coding region: 200-1990 (596 amino acids)
Source: RefSeq, a predicted model, not a curated record